CUGUUGUGCAUGCGUAUCAGUACUCGUCGCAUAUUUUUCAUAUAUUCGUAUAAUCAUUAUUAUACCACCAUUUAGUGAUGGUAGGUAUAUCACACGUGAUUACGUGAAUUCAAUCAAUUACGUGUGAUAUAAAUUUUGUUUUAUCUAUAGUAUAUGAUCUAAGGUAUAGACUAUAAUAGUGGGCUAUCUAGUUUGUUAUUUUGUAUAUCUGUGAUAAUAACCUCAUAUAAUGUUAUCAAUUAUCAAUUGCCAAUUAAUCUAGAAAUUCGUUUGAUUAUACUGGAUAAAUAGUAACAACUGCUUAUCACUGGCACGUUCCCUUAACAAAUUUUAAAAUAACGUUUUUCGUAUCACUUGGUCUAGAGAAUAUUCUGUGCGUCCCGCAUUCGUGCGUCUGUUAACGGCUACUUGCUUGAUGUGAAUUUGACAUAACAUUAUUGAAUAUUAACAAAAGUUAUUUAAAUUUAAUAAAAUUGUUUAACCUACUGUACAUUUAUUUAAUUUUUGAGAUUUAUUUUUCUCAUUAAAAAUUGCUAUAAUUCAAGAAUAAAACAAAAUUAAAAGCCAGAUGGAUAGUCCUAUGUUGACUCCUAAAGUAUUGCGCUCUACAGCAAAAUUACCAGAAACUCCUGCUUUGGAACGAAUUGGUUAUGGAACAGGUAAAUAAAAUUUAAAUAAUUCAUAGGUACCUAAUCAUUUGAUUCCUACCUCUGCUAACCCUUGACUUAGGUGUCGGUGUGUUUAACUUGAACAGAGAUGAAAAGUCUCCGUGGGCUGCAAAAAUUAUCAGUCGUCACGCCGGUAGAGAUCGCAAACAGUACAGCAAUCGUUUGCAACUGGAAGCCAAAGUGUUGUCGUCACUUAAUCACCCCAAUGUAAUUGGUUACAGGGCUUUUGUCAAAAGACCUGAUGGCCGAGAAGUAUGUUAUAGUUUCUGUAUCAUUGACUUUAUUUUAAUAUGCUUUUGGAAAAUAAUCGGCUUUUAGAUAUUGUUAAUGGAACAGUGUGAACAAAGUUUGUGUGAUUUAAUCGAGUUACGCGUGGACCAAUGCCUCGGACCAUUCCCUAAUAAAUAUAUUGAAAAAGUAGCUGUAGAUAUUGCCAACGCUUUAGAUUAUUUACAUACUUCUUUGGUAUUGCAUGGGGACAUAAAAUCAGGGAAUAUUUUAGUAAAAAGUAAGCGCGUUAUAAUUAUAUCAAUUUUAAAAAAUAAACAUUCAAGAAGUUAUUUUUCAUAAUUUUAUUUAAAAAAUUAAAUUUGUAUUGUUUAUUGAACAGAUAAUUUUGAAAUUGUAAAGCUUUGUGAUUUUGGUGUAAGUUUACCUUUAAAAACCGAUGGAACUUUACACAGAGUUAAAGGCCAUAAAGCUAUGUAUGUUGGUACUCCUUGUUGGUCAGCUCCAGAAGUAUUAAAAGGUGAUGAAUGUUUGGGUGCAAUCAUUACAAGCAAAGCAGAUAUAUUCAGCUAUGGUUUGGUAUUCUGGGAAAUGAUGACAUUAUCUGUACCAAAUACAAGCACAGCAAUUGAUGAAUCAUAUUAUACUGGCAUUAGUGACGACCUAGAUGCUCAUUUAGGUAAUUUUAAUAUCUAACUUUUAUUAUAUUAUAAGCCUCCCAUGUGCAAAAACCUACAUAUUUUAUAGAAACAAAACUAAUUUAAAUAAUUAUUUGUCUUAAAUGUUGUAAAUUUAAUUAUCAUUAAAAAUAUAUUUUGUGUAUUAAAAAACACAUUUGAUUUUUCAAGUAAUUUUCAUAAUUGGUAAAUACUGGGAAGUGUUACGUGAGUAACAUUGUUUAGUCAAACAGAAAUUUUUGAAUAUUUUACAUAAAGUUCAUUAUAAGUUGUAUUUAAUAAUAAAAAAAAAAUCAAUCAUAAUUUUAUUUUAUUUUUUUUUUAUAUACAUAUACAUAUAUUGUGAUGCAUUAUUAAUAUGCCGCGCCCCGUACCGCCACACAAAUAAUACUCCAUUACUCUCCUCCAACCCAAACUUAAAAGUGAAAUAUCUUGUCAACAAGUUGAUAGAAAUCGAAAAUUUCAAUACCAAAAUUUAUUUUAAAUAAUACUCCAUCAAUUCAAAUCAUUUUCAAAAUUGGUCACCAUUUGAAAAUCAAAAAUAGGCAAUCAUUUCAAAAAUAAGAGGUACAAAAAAACUGAUUACGUACCAUUUUAGAACUAUUUGAUUUUUAAGUUUUCAAAUAAAAAAAUUUCAAAAAAAGCCAAUACUUUCCGAGAUAAUGAGUGUUUCUAGUUGAAUGAAUCACUCUGUAUAUAAGUGAUUUGAGUUUAAAGUUUGAAAAAAAUUUUAAAAAUUUCAUAAUUUCAAAACGUGAUUACUUGAACUUCUUUCAGAAUAAUAAUUCAUCAGUCAUCACUUAUGAUGCAUACAGAUAUUAACUAAAUAACUUUAUUUCCCUUCAAAACUUCGGACCUAUAACAUCCAUCAGUAUCAUCAGUUUUUUUAAUGGUGUUAUUUCAGAUUUUUGUUACCUUGAAAAUAAUUCUAUGAAAUUAGUUUCUAAAAUGCUUUCUGCAUAAUAUAUUAAUUUCUCACUAUUAAAUUUCUGAUUUUGAUCACGAUAAAUUAUUAUAUUAUAAAUUAUUAAUUAUUUUUACAGGCGAAAGUCCGCCAAUACCUGCCAGCUUGAUUGUGGAUCCAAACUACAAACAAAUAAUUAAUCUCUACCAAAUGUGCACAAUACAAGAUUAUCUAAAACGUCCCUCAGCAAAACAAAUCUUAUAUUACAUUGAUAAUUUUUUUUUUGACAAAAUUUCUAUAAGAGAUGCUGAGUCCAAGAUCUCAUCAACACCAUUUUAAUAUGUAUAUUAAACAUACAAUUUCAUUUGAACAUGAUAAACACAUUAUAUAAUUUUUUUUUCUACUUAAUAAACAUUUAUGCAUUAUUUUUAUAUCAUGCAUAAAUAAUCAGAUAAAAAAAAUUUUAAUUUGUAUAAAUAAUUUAAUAUGUUUAUUGAUUUGUGAACAUUACUUAGAUUACUUAAUACUUAAUGAUUGUAUCAUUUACUUGAAAAAUGCU
This is a messenger RNA of Cinara cedri, 3036 nucleotides long. Lineage: Eukaryota; Metazoa; Arthropoda; Insecta; Hemiptera; Aphididae. The record is from the annotation of a GenBank genome assembly.